Molecule: messenger RNA, 755 nt
Organism: Eruca vesicaria subsp. sativa (arugula)
Lineage: Eukaryota; Viridiplantae; Streptophyta; Magnoliopsida; Brassicales; Brassicaceae
Source: the annotation of a GenBank genome assembly
CCGGCGAGGAGACAAGAACGAUAUAAUUUCUCAGGAGUAGAACCUAAUCGUCCUGUCUGAAUUUCAAGGAUGAAGAACAAAAUAGUGAAGGCAAACGCAGGUGCGCUUACGAACUUUGAAGUUAUUGAGUUGCUUAACUCAAGAGGUGCAUCUAAGGAUACUUCUACAAGAGUUAUGGGUCUUAAGGAUAAAGUUUCUAAAUCAGAGUACAAGGUUUAUGAUUAUUUGAUGGAGACUGCUGCUUCCACUCAAACACGUGAGAGUGUUACUACAUUCUCUGACAAGUGCAAAGACUUCAAGCUAGCCAAAGCUGAGAUUCUCAAUAUCAUUAAUCUUAGACCAUCUUCUGAUGUUGAAUUGACUCCGAUUUUGGAGAAGCCUGAUGAACGGGGAAUCGAUAUAGAGGGGAUACUAGAGCUUGUGAAUGAGUUGCUACCGCCUCUUCCUACAGUUGAAACUCUUGAAGAAACAGAACAAGAGGAAACAGAGAACGUUGAACAAGAGGAAACUGCAGUUUGAUUUUUUUGAGUUGAUAUCUUUACUUAAAAGAACAUAAGUUUUCAGUUUGUAAAAGCAUCACUUUGAGACAUUAUAUGAAGUCUUCAAGAUUCAGGUGCAAAAGUGUUGUUAUAUUUAUAAGCAACCAAAUACUUUGGGUUUCUUUAACUUAGAUCACUCUCUAGUCUCUAGCAAUGUACUAAGAUCAAUUUCUUUUGAACUUUAUUUUCAAGGCCAAACAAAUCUUGGAGAAACCA